Molecule: messenger RNA, 905 nt
Organism: Vitrella brassicaformis
Lineage: Eukaryota; Vitrellaceae
Source: the annotation of a GenBank genome assembly
UUGAGAGCAACGAUUAAGUAUAGGCAGGCGAGGCAGGCCUUAUGUCCACACACAUACACACAUACACACACGUCCCCCAGAGCGCCACAAACCGGCAGACAGCAAUGCGAUGAGCCCAUGUCGAUGUGUUUAUCUAGCUAUUGUUUGACCGGCACCUGCUCUUCCUCCACACUGACCCCCAGCUGCUGCAGCCCCUGCUUGGAUGUGGGCCCUAUCUCAGCGUUGCUCAUGAGCUGCUUGGACACCUGGGCGCAGAACGAGCCAGGCGACUGGUCCGCCUGCCCGACUCCACCAUCUUGGCCAGUGUGUCCCGCACAGGAAAGUCAUCGGGCAUGUUCAUCUCGUCCAGCAGCUCGCUGAGGUGCUCCAACUCCGCCUUGCGGUCCGAGGCGUGCUGGGGGUGCGCCUUGAAGUAUUGUUGCAGCUCCUUCUCGCAGGCCUUCUUGAGCUUCUCCUCUAUCCGCUUGGUCACCUGGGCCAAACUCAGCUGGUGCUUGUGCUGAGAGGUGUCCCGCAGACUGGUCGACUGCUCGGUCAGCGCCGUCUGGCCGUCGAGGGGCGAGGGAUUGCUGCCCUCGGUGCGUGGGGGGCCGUCGGGCUCAUCUGAGUCGGGGUUGGCCUCCACCAGGUCCGGCCAGGCGAUUUCGCUCUCCUGCUGUGCCUGGGCGCCCUCCUGCAUCAUUGCAGUGGCCUGGUCGGAUGCAUCCACAGUGAAGGAGGUGCCGGGAGAGGCGGCUGCGUCCUCUGCAGUGUCGCUGUUGGUCAGGGAUUGGUGAAGGGCCUGCUGCGCUCGCUCCACAUCGAUGAGACUCCUGCGGGUCGCUGAUGCUGGGGUGGGGCCCAGAAAGAGCCACACAAGGCUGACGCAAAGGACGAGGGAGCGAAACAACAUCGCGAACGGGAGG